GUCAGAGGUGGACAUCAACGAACUUCCAAGCUGGUGAACUUCGAACACUGGAAUUAUUAUCUUUAUCAAGUUGCUGCUACCUUCUGUAGUACCAGACCAAAGUUAAAGUGCGGUGACACUUUAAUGCAUUUGUUUUGGAAGAGUUCGAUUGUUGCAGAACAGCUGUUCUAGAAAGUGGCCUGAAAAGCUGCAAGUGUGGCUCCCAGGCCUAAUCCGUCUCUAAGAUAUUUAAUAAGACAUUUAUUCAAUUUACGGACGUUUAGAUAAUGUUUCGAGUAAAGACGUUUUUUAGGACUUCAGGGCCUCUUGCCUGUACAUUACGAACUUUACUGGAUCGGUCAGUUGUUGCAAGUGCAAGUGGGGGAUAUAAACCACAAAGGAACUAUGGAUCCCCUGUCACAGCUGAGCCUUUCCUUAAUGGCAGUUCAUCAACAUACAUGGAAGAAAUGUACAAUUCAUGGUUGGAGGAUCCAAAGAGUGUGCACAAGUCCUGGGACACCUUCUUCAAAAAUGCUGCGAAUGGAAUGGCCCCCGGACAAGCGUACCAGAGUCCGCCUGUUUAUGCCAUGGGGGCAUCACCAUUGCCGAUGACAAUGCCAGUUCCAGCCCAAAUGCCUGUGUCUGUUACGCCCGACAUGGGCAGCGUCAAAUCUAUUUCUGAUCAUUUGUCUGUGCAGGCGAUAAUAAGGUCAUAUCAGAUUGUCGGUCACACAAUAGCAGAUCUUGAUCCGCUAGGAAUAAAGGAACGAUCUGAUAGUCCGGCUCAGCUGACGUUACAAAAUUACCGCUUGGCCGCAACUGAUGAAGAUAUAAAUAUGAUUAUGAAAUUUGCAAGGGAUAUUGAUUUGGACCGUGAAUUCCGUCUGCCAAAAACAACGUACAUCGGAGGAGACCAAAGCACUCUACCACUGCGAGAGAUCCUGACGCGUUUAGAGAAUGUCUACUGCAACCAUAUUGGCAUUGAGUACAUGUUUAUCAACAAUCUGGACCAGUGCGACUGGAUCAGACGCAAGUUUGAACCGCCAGGCAUCAUGCAGUGCAGUCAGGAAGAGAAGAGGCUCACUAUGGCCAGGUUGAUUAGAUCUCAAAGGUUUGAGGAGUAUUUAGCAAAGAAGUGGUCCUCAGAGAAGCGGUUUGGUUUAGAAGGCUGUGAGGUGUUGAUCCCAUCCAUGAAGGCUGUGAUUGACAAGUCCAGUGAGCUAGGUGUCGACAGCUUUGUCAUCGGAAUGCCACAUAGAGGGCGCUUGAAUGUCCUUGCCAACGUCUGCCGCAAGCCGCUGGAGCAGAUUUUUUGUCAGUUCGAUUCGAAACUCGAAGCUGCUGACGAAGGUUCUGGUGAUGUGAAAUACCAUCUUGGCAUGUCGCACGAGCGGUUGAACCGCGUCACAAACAAGAACAUCAAAGUUGCCGUCGUUGCCAAUCCUUCUCAUCUCGAGGCGGUUGAUCCUGUCGUUCAGGGAAAGACUAAGGCUGAGCAGUUCUACAGUGGCGACACUGAAGGAAAGAAGUCAAUGAGUAUCCUUCUCCAUGGAGACGCUGCAUUUGCCGGACAAGGCGUUGUGUACGAGACUUUUCAUCUUAGCGAUCUCCCAGCAUACACCACUCACGGCACCAUACAUAUUGUCGUCAAUAAUCAGAUUGGUUUCACGACUGAUCCGCGGUCAUCGCGAUCGUCGCCAUACUGCACUGACGUGGCGCGUGUGGUCAACGCUCCCAUAUUCCACGUGAAUGCUGACGAUCCCGAAGCUGUACACUACAUCAGUAAGGUGGCUGCUGAAUGGAGGUCAGAGUGGCAGAAGGAUGUUGUCAUUGAUUUGGUCUGUUAUAGAAAAAAUGGACACAACGAAAUUGAUGAGCCGAUGUUCACACAGCCAUUGAUGUACAAGACUAUUGCCAAACACCCUACAACCUUGACCCAGUACGCUGAAAAAUUGAUUUCCGAUAGCACCGUCAGUAAAGAGGAAUACGAGGAGGAACGAGAACGUUAUGACAAUGUCUGUGAGGCAGCAUUCGAUGCUGCCAAGACAAUGACUACAGUUAGGAACACAGACUGGCUGGACUCGCCCUGGCAUGGGUUCUUUGAAACACAAGAGGCCAUGAAGAAGCCCAACACAGGCAUACCUGAGGAGACCCUCCAACACAUUAGCCAUAUGUUCUCGUCAUGCCCGGAUGAUUUCGCCAUUCACAAUGGUCUAAAGCGUACUCUGAAAGGACGUGCCCAGAUGGCUGAAAAACGUAUGGCUGACUGGGCCAUGGGUGAAGCGCUGGCCUUUGGGUCCCUACUCAAGGACAGUACCCAUGUUAGGCUCAGUGGCCAGGAUGUCGAGCGAGGAACAUUCAGUCAUCGUCAUCAUGUCUUGCAUCACCAGGACAUUGAUAAGAAGGUGUACAUCCCCCUGAACAAUCUUUACCCAGACCAGGCACCUUAUUCGGUCUGCAACAGCUCUUUGUCGGAGUAUGGAGUUCUAGGUUUUGAAGUUGGAUAUUCGCUGACCAACCCGAAUGCACUAGUUUGCUGGGAGGCACAGUUUGGCGACUUCUCCAACACAGCACAAUCUAUCAUCGAUCAGUUCAUCAGCAGUGGCCAGUCAAAGUGGGUCAGACAGAGUGGCAUCGUCCUCAAAUUGCCUCAUGGGAUGGAAGGAAUGGGCCCUGAACAUUCAAGUGCCAGGCUAGAGCGAUUCCUGCAGAUGAGCAAUGAUGACCAGGAUUAUUUCCCUAUCCUGGACAGUGAAGAGCCUGUUGAUGAAGAUUUUGUGAUGCAGCAGAUUCACGAGACGAAUUGGUUCGUCUGUAACAUCACAACACCAGCGAACUAUUUCCAUGUUCUCAGGAGACAGAUUGCUCUACCAGUCAGGAAGCCUCUUAUUAUCAUGACGCCAAAGAGCUUGUUACGUCUGCCGGAGGCUCGAUCAAGUUUCGACGAUAUGUUGGAAGGAACGCGCUUUCGACGCAUGAUUCAAGAAGAGGGCGUUGCAGCUGAGAUGCCCAUCAAGGUUCAGAAGUUGAUCUUCUGCUCUGGAAAAGUUUAUUACGAGAUUGUCAAGGAAAGGGAAAAGAAGCAUCUUACUGAUAAGGUGGCCAUCGCCAGAAUUGAACAGCUAACACCCUUUCCAUUUGAUUCUGUGAUGGAAGAAAUUAAGAAGUAUCCCCGUGCUCAAAUCGCAUGGUGUCAGGAGGAACACAAGAACAUGGGUGGCUACUCCUAUGCCCAGCCAAGGAUCCACACUGUCCUCAGAAAGUUGGGGCUCAACAAGACUAUUGAGUACGCUGGCCGUCACACCUCUGCAGCAACUGCCACCGGCAACAAGCAGAUGCACACAAUGGAGCAUGGACAGUUCCUGAAGCAAGCCUUGUCUCUGAUUACUGGUUAAUCAACGAGCACCACUACUUUAUUACACACAGACUUUGGCGAUUAAGCGUGCCAGAUUUCACAUUUGUUGUGUCAAAACUACUGUUGAUUAUUCUGGACUUAAAACCAAAUAUGUGACCCGUCACAGCAAAACCAGGCGCAUGUCGCACAGAAGAUGAGCCUAAAUGACACCAGAAGAUAAUGGAAGAAAUUGAUGUGCUCAUAUUUCACAAAAGGCAGACAAUAGAGAAUUGAACAAACAGUCCGUCUCAACCUGCCAAGCUGAGAGUGACAUUCGCCUGGUUAUGCUAUGACGGGUCGCAUAUGUAUAAAGUUGUUACCUAAUAAGGUACCAUGAGCUUUAAAUGCAGUUUGCUAAGUUUAAUGGUAUAAAAACUGAUGUCAUUGAGAUAGUUGUUUUGAAACAAAGGUAUAGCCACUCUGUUGGAAAGCAUUUUUGGCAAAGAAUUUGAGGUCUACAUAUAGUUUAUGGUGGUAUUGAAGUUUUUAAAUCCAGUUUGUUGAUGGAACUGAGUUGUGAAUACUGUCGUACAUGUGGUACCAUAGACAGAUAAUCUGUCAAGAACAGUACCCACUUUCUGAGCUUAACUAAGUCCUCACUCGCUCAUUCCUGGAACUUGACGUUUGUAUUUCAACUGUGCCACUAAGUCAUAUAGGUCCUUAAACAAUUCAAACCUUGCUCAGCUCCUGUUGUAUUAAAUAGCAUGUUAGUAUAGUACAUUUAAUAUCAUUAUAGCCAAUAAAUUAUUUGAUUAGAUAGUAUAUGGCUAUACAUGUAGAUGUUUUCCUUUGAUGAUUAUUGAUUUUCGGUGUGACUUUCGACCAGUCGGUCCAUUUUAACUAUUAGAUUCUACCAGUGAUCUCCAUCAGCAAACUGUGCAUGUUGAGUGUGCUUUCUUCUAACUUUUUUCCUGUAAAUACAAAUGUUCGUGUUAAUUUAUGAUCCAUUGUAGCUACACUGCAUAAUGAAUCCAUGGUGUGCAUCAUGUUAAUAUCACAACAUACGUGUAGUGCCUUUGAUUAACUAAUAUCCAGUUCUGCAGUUUGAUAUCAUCACCCAUUCCAAUGACAUCUGUUGUUUUGGCUGCAGUGCAGCAGGCCUGACUAGUAUUAUUCAAAGCAAUUUUUGUCCUUUUCUGCUUGAAGAUUACAUAAACUACUUGUGUUUCAAAUUCUGUUUUCUGUUAAAUCUCAGUGGUGUGUAUCGUCUUUGACUUUUAUUGUUAAGAUUUUGCUCAGAGGCAAGUGACAUUAUCAUUGAGGCAUUAGAAUAUAAAAUCUCAAUUUCUUCCUGUUAGAAUUCAUUAACUUCUUAGUGUUAACCUCUCAAUUUAAAAUUACCUCUGAUUAUUGUGUAGGAUCAACUUUGUGAUAUUGUGUCGCCAGUGAAAUGCUUUUGUGCAACUGCUGUUUGUGUGAAAAUGUGGGUCACUGUUAAUUAAUCAGACUUUUCGUGAUAAUUUUUUAGUGAUUCUUGAGGGCUUCGCACACUUUGACUGGUUUUAUUUGGUUUGUUGCAUGAAUUCCACACACAUCAUUUGUGUGCGAUACCAAUUAUGAUCCUCAUUUGAUGUCUGACUGAACAGUGGCCUAAUUCCAAUGCUGGCCCUUUGGUGUUAAUCAGAAAAACAGAAAUUGAGAGCAAAAAUGGCCCAAGUGUGAAAAGCCCUUCAACUACAUGUCAAAUAAACUGAUGAUUGAGAAUGUCUGCUUCUUGUAAAAAUGUAUCAAAUUGGUGUCUUGUCCUGAAGAAAAAGGUGUUUUUUCGGGCUGCGUAAAAUUCUGUUUCACCCCUAGUUGAGAAAGAAAACUCAGCAGCCAAGUAGCCUACAGUUUUUUCCUGGUGAACUUCAGUGGAUGAAUUGGAACAUAUAUAUUUUAAUAAAAGGAAAUGUGUUGUUAUGCCUUAUGGAAAGUGUGUAAUAUUCCGUAACAUUGAAUCAGUAGUUACUGGUAACAGAAUUAGUCAUGCUUUUCCACCGCCAUAUCUUAGUUUUAUUCAUUCGGGUGUGAUGGUAGUUUAUGAUUGCAGCUCAUAUUUUAGGAUGGAACUUUUGUGGUUGUAUCGGGAUGUAUAUAAAAAUGACCUGCAAUGAUUGAGCCCUGGAUUGUGAAGUAGAAAGUCUUUACUAGUUUUAAUGACAAUAAAAGAUAAAAGAGACAUUUACUGACAA
Messenger RNA from Lineus longissimus, 5547 nucleotides. Its product is annotated as 2-oxoglutarate dehydrogenase complex component E1-like. The transcript is spliced from 20 exons. Gene Ontology annotation, cellular component: mitochondrion; oxoglutarate dehydrogenase complex. NCBI's taxonomy places the organism in Eukaryota, Metazoa, Nemertea, Pilidiophora, Heteronemertea, Lineidae. The record is from RefSeq and is a predicted model, not a curated record. Gene Ontology annotation, molecular function: oxoglutarate dehydrogenase (succinyl-transferring) activity; thiamine pyrophosphate binding. Gene Ontology annotation, biological process: tricarboxylic acid cycle. The coding region runs from base 267 to 3374 and encodes 1035 amino acids.